This is a messenger RNA of Penicillium arizonense, 1023 nucleotides long. RefSeq lists its product as uncharacterized. Lineage: Eukaryota; Fungi; Ascomycota; Eurotiomycetes; Eurotiales; Aspergillaceae. The annotation marks the transcript as partial. The transcript has 3 exons. The record is from RefSeq and is a predicted model, not a curated record.
AUGGCGGACCCACCCGCGGGAGGGCCCGAACCCCCUCCCACAAACACCCAAGAAACUCACGCCAGCUUCUCAGUUGAGGACUUCCAGCCUCGAGUAUCGAUCGACGCAGGCCAAACCAUAGGGAAAAGAACGAGAAAUGGCGAAGCUUAUACACCUACCGAGGGCACAGGCCGGAUUACCACCAGAGAGGUGUGGAAGCUCAUCGACAACCUCAAGGAUAUCAUCCAUCGCCAAACCACGCUCAUCGAAUCCACCAAAGCCGACCUAGAGGAGGUCAAACACGACCAGAACGUCCUUCGAGAACAGAAUGACAGGCUUCAUGAAGAAAACAUGGGCACACAGAGAUCAUUGGUGGACCCGAGAGACAAUGGGAAUAGCGAAGGGAACGCUUUCGGGCGAUACCUCUCCACCGAGUCUGCUAACACCUAUAUCCGUUCAGCGCUGUUAAGCGCACCUUCGACUCAAGAUGCCGAAGUGGCCGGCAUUGGUACCACUAAAACGGGAUACUUAAUUCGCUUCAAAGACUCAGGGUCGGCCGAAGCAGCCCGCAACAACACUGAAUGGUUGAAUGAGCUAGGAAACAACACAAAGCUGGUCAAGCCGCGGUUCGGCAUCGUCGUACACCGCACCCCGACAGAGAACUUCGACCUAGAGAAUGCGAACUCUCAAGCCAUUCAAAGAAUUAUGGAAGAAAACGACCUAGCCGACAAAGGCUUCCAAAUCGAAGAGUUGGCAUGGCUUAAGCGGAAAGAUAAAGUUCUGGGGAAGUUUGCGUCGCUUGGUAUCUGGUUUGACUCUGCAGAAGGAGCCGAAUACAUCCUCAACAAUGGUCUUCUUGUUGGACAAAGAUAUAUCGGUAGCCAUGGUCGUGCAAGGAAACACCACGCUGUGGACAUUGUGCAGGUCAACACGAGCGGCAACGAUGCCCCCCAGGGAUCAGGGCUAGAUGCCUGGAUUGUAGCGGCGAACACCCAACUGGUGACCGACAGUGUGCUACACCCGCAACUUCCAACCCCCAUCAAU